Molecule: messenger RNA, 4698 nt
Organism: Gopherus evgoodei (Goodes thornscrub tortoise)
Lineage: Eukaryota; Metazoa; Chordata; Testudines; Testudinidae
Gene: MAPK8IP2
Product: mitogen-activated protein kinase 8 interacting protein 2
Exons: 12
Coding region: 14-3811 (1265 amino acids)
Biological process (GO): regulation of JNK cascade
Cellular component (GO): cytoplasm
Molecular function (GO): protein binding
Source: RefSeq, a predicted model, not a curated record
CGGCGCUGAGAAGAUGGCGGACCGGGCGGAGCUGUUCUCCCUCGCCACCUUCCACGCGCUCUCCCCGCCGGGCUGCAGGCCCCCGCAGGACAUCAGCCUGGAGGAGUUUGACGACGAGGACCUCUCGGAAAUCACAGAUGACUGUGGCAUUGGCCUGAACUAUGACUCGGACCAUUAUGAGAAGGACGGCCUGGUGCUGGAGCGCUGUGAGCAGCCCCACCCCAUCUGCACCUUCUCGGAGGAUUUCCAGGAGUUUGAGAUGAUCGAUGACAACGAGGACGAGGAGGAGCCGGAUGGGACCGGACUGGACGUGCCUCCCUCGCCUUCGGCCUCCCCCAUCCCCUCGCCCAGCACCGAGGAGACGCAGAAACCCCGGCCCAGCACCCUGAGCCUGAGCGUGCCGGGGGCCCAGGACUCCCUGAACAACAACGGCAGCUACCCUCCUCCCUCCCUUGCUCAGCGGGCCACCUGGCAGGAGAGCCUUCUCCACUCCUCCUCCUCCUCCUCUUCCUCACACACUGGGCACCUGUCUCCUUCUCACCCUUGUGUCCAAGACGGCCCCUGCUUGGACAGUCAGAACGGCCUGGGGCUGACCCCUGAGGAAACAGGGCAGGCCCAGACUCAGCUCAAACCCUCCUUCUAUGACUUGGAAGGCAACAGACAUGGGUCUAGGGCAUAUGGUAACCAACCGCCAGAGAGAGCCGGGGAAGAUUAUAAUAUGAAUAUCAUCUCCUCUGCACCAUGCUCACCACAUUCCCCAUCUCAUCUCCGCCAGUCGUCUCCUAAACAGUCUCUCUCUCCAACAGGGCCUGCUGCUCCUCCUAACAUAGCCACUCAUUCGGAAGCCAGCAAGGAACCCCAGACCUGCGAAGCCAACUCCCGGCAGCCCAAAGCCGAAAGCGACUGUGCGAAGCUCAAGACCGAGGCAGCCAGCGACAGGAAAGGACAAAAGCCCAGUAAGAAGGGUCCCCCUGCAGAUGGUGCUGGAGGGGGAGCAGGCCUGGCUCUUAGUCAUGGCUCCCCCAUCGCCCUCCUUGGCCAGUCCAGCACCCCAUUGUCUGAGGAAGAGCUGCCUAAGGGCUAUGGAGACAGUGAAGUUGGAGUCUUCUCUGAUCGGAGCGAUGGGGAAGUGGGGUGCACUCCGGGUGCCUACGUCUGCCUGAGGGAGCUGACAGAGCAGCUGAGCUCUGAAGGGGAGGGUCCCCACUGCAGUAGGGCCGCCAGCAUGCGUGGGCUCCCUUCAGGCUCCUCUGAGACCACGUCUCCGUCGUCCGACCCGGGCAUUGAGGCAGAUCUCACCAGCAGGAACUCAAAGCAGUUCCUGCCCCGCAGCCGGCACAGUGACGACCUCAGCUCCCCAGGUUCUGACUCAGAUGUGGAGGGGGAAAUCGAGGCUGCUUUUGCUUGUGGUGGCCGCCUGGUCAGCAACAUGAUUUCCUCCAUCUCGGAGACGGAGCUGGAUCUGAGUAGCGACAGCAGCAGUGGCAGGUCCUCCCACCUCACUAACUCCAUCGAGGAGGCCAGCUCCCCCACCUCAGAGGCUGAGCUGGAGACAGAGCUUGAAGGCCAGGGGCUCAUGGGCAUCAAGGACUCCCUGCUGCUGGAUAAGUGCAAGGAGGAGGAGGAGGUGACCCUGGAGGGGGAGCUGCCGGAGAGCCACUUGAGGGACAGGAACAUGGUCAGGAGAGAGAGCCUGGCCGACCUGAAGAUGGAGGGUUAUUACGACACCUUGAACCCGGAGGACUCUUCCGCCCCCAUCGACCAGACAGAUGUGUCUGGGUCCAGUCCCCUGGAUCUAAAGAUUGACCCAGACCACAGCCUGGAGAGCAUCCGCCGCUCCUUCUACCUGCCCAUCGGGCCCAAACUCCUGCCAGAGGUGGACGAUGAGGGUAACAGCGAGUACGACUCUGACUCCGAGUCGGAGCCUGACCUGAGCGAGGACUCGGACUCACCCUGGCUGCUCAGCAACCUCGUCAACAAGAUGAUCUUGGAGGGCUCAUAUCCCCUCAAGUGCCCGGACGAGUGCUUCCAGCAGGCCCACUCCCUCUGCGACACCAUCUCCCCAGCCUCUGACCUGGAGCCCGAGAUUCUCAGCGAAUCCCUGGAUGUGCAGCCCAGCUUGCGGGACUCCCCAGGGAGCGAAGCAGAGCCGGCCAAGCUGUCCUGCUCCCAGCAAAGCAUCGAGCUGGUGGACAUGGAGACUCUGCGCAGCUCACUCCAGAGCGCCGAGGACGAGAAACCCACAAGCACGAGCCCUGCCACAGAGUCCUCACCUCCAGGAAGUGACUCGAGCCCUUAUUUAUUCAUGAGCAACCCAACCAAUGACACUAUCACACCAGUGUUCCUGGGGCACCCUCUCUCCAUCGACAGACUGGGCAGCUCGAGGGUGCUGGCAAACUUUGGCUGCUGCACGGGGCCCAUCAAAAGCUUCUCUUUCACCUCCCCCGCCAGCACAGAGGGCUCGGACCCAGCGUCCAGAGAACAGGGCCCACAGGUGGAGCGAGCAGCUGGGCCAGAGGAUUGGGCCAUCGAUAAGGACCUGGACUCGGGGAUCCUGGAGGACAAUGGCAUGAUCGAUGACAUCCGGUUAGAGAACUUGGGCAGGAACCCUGACGCCUUCCUGCCCCUGCUCGACGUCUCUACGGCCAAGACCAACCGGUGCUUUAACCUGACUUACUCCACAGACGAGGAUGACGUGCCCUAUUUCGGCAGCCUGAAGGGCUCCCCCUUCCACGAUGACCUGGAGAGCUUUGAGGAGGACCUGCCACUUCCUCUGCCCCCCAUGGCCCAGGAGCCACGGCCACUGGAUGAGUCCCUGGUCUACGACUCCAUCAAAUACACUCUGGUGGUGGAUGAGGACACGCAGCUGGAGCUGGUGAGCCUGAAGCGCUGCACCUCGGUGCUGAGCGACGACAGUGAGCUGCUGAGAGCCUGCGACAACUGCGACCUGGAGGAUGAGGAUGAGUUUGGGGAGGGGCUGACAGCACAGGACGGGCAGAGCUCCUCGGAGGACUCCUCCCCCGAAGCCGACCUCCAGUUCUCCAAAAAGUUCCUCAAUGUCUUUGUCAAUAGCACAUCCCGCUCCUCCAGUACAGAGUCCUUUGGGCUGUUCUCCUGCAUGGUGAAUGGGGAAGAACGGGAGCAGACUCACCGGGCUGUCUUCAGGUUUAUCCCUCGCCAUGAGGACGAGCUGGAGCUGGAUGUGGACGACCCAAUCCUGGUGGAGCUGGAGGAGGAUGAUUACUGGUACCGAGGCUACAACAUGCGGACUGGAGAGAGAGGCAUCUUCCCGGCGUUCUAUGCCCACGAGGUGGUGAGCCAAGCAAAGGAGGUCAUAGGGCUGAAGAGGAACCCUUCCUGGGUGGAGAGAUUCAACGUGCAGUUCCUGGGCUCUGUGGAGGUCCCAUACCAUCAGGGAAAUGGCAUCCUGUGUGCAGCCAUGCAGAAGAUUGCCACCACCAGGAAGCUGACGGUGCAUUUGCGCCCGCCGGCGACCUGUGACCUGAGGAUAACGCUGCAGGGCAUCAAGCUGAUCCUGACCGUGAAUGAGCACAACCGGGACGAGGAGUCUGAGCGAUGCAGCCACUUCUUCCAGAUGAAGAACAUCUCCUUCUGCGGCUGCCACCCCAGGAACAGCUGUUACUUCGGGUUCAUCACCAAACACCCCGUGCUCAGCCGCUUCGCCUGCCACGUCUUCGUCUCCCAGGAGUCCAUGCGGCACGUCGCCGAGUGUGUCGGCCGGGCGUUUCAGGAAUAUUACCAGGAGCACCUGGAGUAUGCCUGCCCCACAGAGGACAUUUACCUGGAGUAAGGGAGCAAGUCACUGCAUCUCCUGCUUCUUCCCCCCCACCCCCAUCCAGCCCCACAGAUGGCCAGAGACUCUGUCUGACCCCACAACCAGCCGGCUUGGACCCUCCUCCUGCACAUGCACUGGCCCCCCAACCCGACAGACUUGCUGCACAUCCUCACUGCUUCUCGCUGGGGCCCGGCGAGCCGACUGCUCCCUCCCUGAGCCGGCAGGAGUGCAGGCCUGUCCCAGGUGUGGGGCACCCCGCCCUGGCCUGGCGCCUUUCCGGCAGCUGCUGGGAGUGGUGCCCGGGGGCCUGAGGAGAGACUGCAUCUGCAGGGCACCUGCCUCAAUGACCAAAGCUAAGGCAGGGAGGGUGCAAGGGCUGGGCCAGGGCGGCUGCAUCCUGCAGCAGGCUCCCCUGGGGAGGGGCCGGCGGGGGAGGGAGAGAGCACAGGGAGUGGGGGAGGGGCCGGCAGGGGAAGGGGAGGGUGCAGAGAGUGGGGGAGGGGUGCCUGGCACAAAGGGGAGCAUGAUCUGGGCACCUGCCAGACUUACCUAAGGCAUCACCCCCCCCACAGCGCUGCCCUCCUGGCCAGAUCAUCCCUCAACCCCCCACAACAGCCCCGGGGCCGGCUCAUCCCCCACGACCCCCCCCCAAUGGACCCUGGGCCGGCUCAUCCCCCACGACCCCCCACAACGGCCCCUGGGCUGGUUCAUCCCCCAUGACCCCCCACAACGGCCCCUGGGCUGGUUCAUCCCCCACGACCCCCCCCAACGGCCCCUGGGCUGGCUCAUCCCCCAAUGGCCCCUGGGCCAGCUCAUCCCCCACAACCGCCCCCAAUGGCCCUUGGGCCAGCUCAUCCCCCACGACCCCCCCCAAUGGCCCCUGGGCCAGCUCAUCCCCCACG